AUGAAAGAAAAUGUCAAUGAGGAUGAUAAUAUUUUUUUUAAUGGGACAUGGGUUCCCGUUAUGAAGAUAUCAUGUAAAUAUAAUAACGGAAUAUAUAGUGAAAGCUCUAUUGUAAGAGGUGUUAUUACAGUUAAUGGACAGGUAGUUGCAUGUGGGACAGAUAGAGGUGAAAUUUAUGUACAUUCGCUAGAAACUGGAAAGAGAAUUUUAUCACUUGAGAAAGUUGGAAUUAAACGUGGUGAAUUAUGCAGAGGAAUAAACGACAUAAAAAGCGACGUAUCAGGAAACUUGCUAGCUGCAUGUUUUUCACCAGGAAUAAUACGUAUAUAUGAUCUUAGGAUUAGAACAGAAAAAAGUGGAUCACUUUUGGGUUCUACUGUUUUUGAAUUGGAAAAUACGCAUAAAGGAGCUUGUACCUCUAUUUCAGUACCUAACAAUUGGCUUUACCAGCCAAUAUACACAGGAGGGUAUGAUGGCUAUAUUAGGAGUUGGGAUUUCAGAAAGAAAGGUUGUAUUUCUCAGGUUUUAUCUCAUGAGGCUCCCGUUAUUAGCCUUGAAAAAAGCAAUGACGAAAGAAUAUUAUCUUCCACAUCUUUUGACAAUAAAAUACGAAUUUGGAGAUCUUCAAAUUUAAAACUUUUGAAAACUUUAUCAGGACCACAAGGAUCUAGCUAUUCCCUACAUUCUAUAUUUUCAUUUAAUGAUGAAUAUCUUCUUUGUACUGGAAAUUCCUCAUCUUGUAUUUGGAGGUUUGGACAGGAGCGAAUAAACAAAACAAAUAUCAGUUGGGCAAAUUCAGAUAAAAUACAAAAAGAUUAUUUAAAUGGUUGCACCAGCGAUACACAUGAGAACAAUCUUUUGCCUAUGUUUACCGGUUUUUCUAUAAUUUGGAGAGAUCAAGUUUUUGUUCCUAGGGCCAACCCUACAGUAACUGCAAUAGGAGAUGCUUCUGUAUACUGUCUGCACACUGCAAAAUAUCUAUAUUCAUUGGAAUCCGUUUCUCCUCCUAGUUCAAUCAUUACUUCUAUAUCUAAACAUCCUAGUUUAAAUAAUAAUUUGAUUGUAACUACAUCAAGCCUCCCCGAAUCUUCUAUAGUACUUUGGAAGUUUAGUUACGACGGCAAUUCUGAAUACGAGUGA
Molecule: messenger RNA, 1140 nt
Organism: Cryptosporidium ubiquitum
Lineage: Eukaryota; Apicomplexa; Conoidasida; Eucoccidiorida; Cryptosporidiidae
Product: WD-40 repeat-containing protein
Exons: 1
Coding region: 1-1140 (379 amino acids)
Biological process (GO): mRNA splicing, via spliceosome
Cellular component (GO): U4/U6 x U5 tri-snRNP complex
Molecular function (GO): U4 snRNA binding; U6 snRNA binding; protein binding
Source: RefSeq, a predicted model, not a curated record